UAAAGCAGGCCAAAAGAGACUCGUAUUUACUUUGGUGUACGGUUUUUAGUGAUCAAGAUGCAGCUGUGGCGGCCGGCGGUGCUGCUCCUCUCGCUGGCGGCGCUCUUCUCGUCGGCUCACGACCUAGAGGAGACGACGACGACCACCACCACCGAGGAUGCCGACGUCACCACCCUGACGACGCAAGAGCCGCUGCUGCGCGCUAAUAAUGAGGGCAAGCAGGACAACGCCGAGACCACCACCAGACGACCCUGGUGGAGCCUUGGCAUCUUCCCCAUCAGGCAGCGCCAGCAGCGGUGCCAUUGCGUGGACUAUACGUGCGGAUGCUGUGCCGGCAUGGCCCUUCAAACUAUCUACAUCACCCAAGUUGGUUGCAUGAACUUUACAUACGACCCUGACGAGUUUGCACUUGGCGUUAAAUUCCUGAUGAACGAGAGGACCAUGAUGGAGCGGCAAGUCUCUGGCAAAAACCCGCCGCCACUGUGCUUCCCGAUUCCGAGCUUGGUGUCACUCAUCCCCCGCUUCGAUUUUUGCGCCAAGUUUUUCAAUGUGUUCACGCCGGGACGCAACUUCCACGCGUGCCUUGAGUGGCAGACUAAGGUGAACUCCAACCCUGUGCUGGCCGUUGAGUUCGACUGUUUCCGCAUGGGCGCCGACGGCUUCGCCUUCCUGAAACCUGAGGACGGUGGCGGCCUCGGUCCCAGCCAGAUUUCGCCUGGCGGCGGUGGCGGAGGAGGCAGCAUCGAUUACGGAGCCGGCGGAGGCGGGGGCGGUAGCGCUGGGGCCGGUGUCGGCGAGGAUUACGACCCACUUGAGCCUGAGCAGCCCGAUAAGAACAAGAACAAAAAGAAGCCCGCCAAGAAGAAGCCUCCCAAAAAUUGAAUUUAAAUUAUUUAUUUAUUUAUUAAUAAAAGUUAAGCCUAAAAA
This is a messenger RNA of Cloeon dipterum, 927 nucleotides long. RefSeq lists its product as uncharacterized. NCBI's taxonomy places the organism in Eukaryota, Metazoa, Arthropoda, Insecta, Ephemeroptera, Baetidae. The record is from RefSeq and is a predicted model, not a curated record. The transcript has 3 exons. Bases 58 to 882 code for a protein of 274 amino acids.